This is a messenger RNA of Drosophila gunungcola (fruit fly), 4514 nucleotides long. RefSeq names its product tonsoku-like protein. NCBI's taxonomy places the organism in Eukaryota, Metazoa, Arthropoda, Insecta, Diptera, Drosophilidae. The transcript is spliced from 5 exons. Gene Ontology annotation, molecular function: protein binding. Bases 211 to 4428 code for a protein of 1405 amino acids. The record is from RefSeq and is a predicted model, not a curated record.
CGAACUAACAGAGAAGAUGGGUAAAUAUCGAUAGGCUCUGUCAAACAUCGAUAGGAUCGAUAUUUUGAAAACAUCGAUGACACCGAUGAUGGUAAUGAUGUUUCCCCACCUCUACGAUCGCGCCGACUUGCAAAAAAAAAACAAUAAUAUAAUGUUUUGAGAUUUUUUGUUAUUUUGUAUUAUCUUUGUCUUUUUUGUGUGUCCUGUCCAAUGGAUGAGAAGCGCUACCUGAAGCGCAAGGAGAAGGCGCGCAGCGAUGGCAACCGGGACCAGGUGGCGAUCAGUUGCAAGCAAUUGGGCGACUUCUACAACCAGCAGGGAAAACACAACGAGGCGGUUAGGGAAUAUGUCCAGGAGGCCCAGAUUUAUGCCGCCAUGGGCAAGGAACUGGAAACGGCCAAGGCCAAGCGGAUGGUGGGCGAGAUGUACACCCUGCUGUGCGACUACGAUGCCGCCAAGGAUCACAUAAACGAUUACCUGAAGAUUGCAAAGCGCCUGAAGAACCAGGUGGAAGAGCAGCGGGCAUACGCCACUCUCGGACGCGUUCACCUGCUCCAUGGACAGACUCUGGCAGACAGUUCCGCCUCCGAAGCCAUGGAGCAGCUCAAGUUGGCGGAGAAAAAUUUCAUUCGCAGCCUCCUGCUGAUCAAAGAACUUUCGGGUCAAAUUUCCAAAGUGGAGCAACUCGAUAUGCAAGCUCGCUGUUACCUGAACAUCGGCGUGGUGAAAGAGCACAUGGAGGCUUUCCAAGAGUCCAUCGAGUACAUCGACAAAGCCAUUAAGAUCAGCAAAACGCACGAACUGUGGGAUCUGACCCACUUGUGCUACGUUUCGAUGAGUUUGCUCUUUAAUUGCAAAAAGAACGACACAACUUCGGCGCUGCGCUUCUGCAACAUGGCUUUGCAGGUGGCCAAAAGGCUGCCCAAUAAGGUUAAAAAGAUCUGCGAGACGCUGAUCACGAAGGCGGAGAUCCUGAUUAAGGCGGGCGACUUUGCCAGCGCCAAGCAAAUACUCACAAAGGCUUAUAAGAAAAACACGCCGGACGAGAACGAUCGGGGAACUAUUGAAAAGCAACUGAGAGUUGUGGUGAAGAUCUGCCAGACGCUGGAUGAACUGGUCCUUACCAGCUCCCUGGACUACGGCAAGUUGAAGAGCUUGUAUGAGAAGCUGGGCGACGGUUGCUGUCAUCUGAUGAACUAUGAGAAAGCUCUUACCUAUUACCAAAAGAUGUUGGAGAACGCAGAACUGAAUCAGGAGAGCGGCAAAACUCUGGUGCCCAUCUACGUGAGUCUCUAUCAGACUUAUCGCGACAGUGGGCAGUUUGACAAAGCCCUGGAGUACCUGUGGAAGGAGUUUGAGUUGAACCAGGAUGUUCCCUCGGAGGCGUUUACCACUCUCUGCACCAUUGCCGAGAUAUGCGAGCAGCAGUCGCAUCCUUUCUGGACGGUCCAUGACGUUUACCAGAAGGCUCUUCGGCAGGCCGACAAGGCUGGCAGCUCCUCUGACAAGCUGGAGAAGAUAGCGCUGGUGAGGCUGAGGCGGCUGAUGCUAAAGCACAAUAUGCAGGUUCUGGUUGAAAAUCUGGAGGCGGAAGCCACAGCCAAGGGCAUUGAUUUGGACCAGGAAGAAAGCCUUGGCGAUGAAGAUGAGGAUGCUGUGGCUGGUGGGACUUCUGUGCAGCAGAAUACUCCAGACUGGGACGACGAUUUCGACCUGGCAACGCUCACCGACUCGGAUGCCAGUGAUCUGGAUGAGAGCGAGAAACCACGUCCUCAAAGAACCACCCGUGGAAACAGAUCCCUAGUCAUUAAGAAGAACAACAAGGGCGAGACGCAGCUGCAUCAGGCGUGUAUAUCGGGCAACCUGGAGCUGGUCAGACGUCUCAUCGACCAGGGCCACACGGUUAAUGUGCGAGAUCACGCUGGCUGGCUGCCACUCCAUGAGGCCGCCAACCAUGGUUUUCGGGACAUUGUAGAGCUGUUGCUGGACAAAGGCGCCGCAUCUGCCAUUAACGACAAGGGCGGAACCAGUUGUGAUGGCAUUACUCCACUCUUUGACGCCUGCUCCAAUGGAUUCCUGGAUGUGGCUGAACUUCUGCUGGACCGUGGAGCGGAUGCCACUGUGCGGACGGACUACAAUGAGACCUGUAUCGCUGGUCUGGACAAGUGGCGGCAGGGAGCCCAGCUGGUGGAUGGAGAGCAGGCGCAGUACGCCCAAUUGCGCGAGCGACUCCUUCGCACACUUUUAAAGGUUGGCAUCUGCAGUGACCGUAAUGCUCGACCCCUUACCAAUGCUAAUGUAAAAAGACUGAGCAGUUCGGAGCUGGGAGGCCUAUCGGAGGAAGAGGAUGAAGAGGAGGCCCUUCAAGAGAGUAAUCGAAUAUCGCUGAGGCACAACCGAUCUGCAAGUGAAUAUGGUGCUAACAAAUCCGGUAGCUCAACCCAGCCAAGUGCCAGCAAAGAAUACAGGAGUGUUAUGGCGCAGCUUAAAAGACCCAGUCGCCUAAACGAUGAUUCUCCCAGUACCAGUAAUACAAGCAAGAAGAAACGCAAUGCCUUUCUUAAAGAUGAUGAGGUGGAUGCGGAUAAUUGGCUGAUCGAUGAUGUGGGUCCGGAACGCAAACGCAAGCGCAUUAACUCAGGAGACCUUUGUAGGCGUCCCUCUAAGGAGAACCUUCAAGACUCAGCCUUGUCCCUGCCUGCAAACUGGGAGGAGGAUUUGCUCCAGGCCACUCCAGAGAUGGAAUAUUCGCAGCGGCAGAAGCAAAUGCGGAAACUUACCCUCUCCCGCUCAUCGAGCAUGAGUAGCAAUCAUAGCAGUUCAGCUGCACCAAGUCGGAGAAAGCAUCAGGCCACUCUGAUGGACAGUGGCUUCAGUAGGUUCCGAAGCGAAAGUCCUCUGGGCAGUGAAUCGUCGCAGGAUGGCGCUGCUUCUGUGAUCAGCCUGCGCACCAUUGAACCCGACUCCACCACGAGCACUAUUCAACUGCUCAUCUCUCCGUCCAAAUCGUCGCCUAUUAAAGUACAAACUACUCCUGUUUUGGCCACUACUGUGUCAUUUAAAGUUAAAGUGCAGGACGAGCUGCUAUUAGUUCCUGUCGAACGCAAGAAACUGCAGGACAUCAACAUACGUUGGCUGGCUGAGGAAGCCGGAAGACGUUAUAACAAGUUGACAGGCCUAACACCUCUCCUACGACUGAAGACCGCCGAUGGCUUCGCCUAUGAGGAAACGGAUGCGGUGAGUGUGGCUCUCGAGCAAAACAUGUUAAUGGCCACCAUUCUGGAUUGGAAAAUCUCACCCCUUUCGCAACGAUACGAGGAGAUGUGCCACCAAGUGCAGAAGACCGUGGACAACAAGGUAAAGCUGCUUUUGGAGCGCUCACAAAACACUCAAAUGUUGGAGCUCUCCGGAUUGUGGAUGCGGGCACAGCAAACUGAGCCCAUUUUCAAAGCCCUUCUUCAUCAAGCUCGACUGACGGUUUUGGAUCUCUCCCGAAACUUCAUUGCCAACGAAGGAUGUCAACAGUUGGCCAAGUCACUGCCCACGUUGCUCCAACUCAAGGCGUUGCGACUGCAAUGCAAUGCGAUUGGCUCCCAGGGCUUGGAGGCCCUGCUCUGCGGCCAGGGCAUGGAUAGCCUAGAGCUUUUGGAGGAGCUAAAUCUUAGCCAGAAUCCGUUGGGAAAUGCCAGCCUAAGGAUACUGCACAGGUUUUGUGCCAGUCCCGCUGGUCGAGCUCUGACUUCUCUACAAAUUGCUCAGUGUGAGCUAACGGAGUUGCAGGACUUCGACCUGGGAUUCAACCAACUAAAAAGCUUCGACAUCAGCUUCAAUCAACUCACCCAGCAAAGUGUGCGCCAGUUGACAGAUAAGCUGAACAGUUGUCGUCUGGAGCAAUUGGUUCUCAGCUAUGUGCGCUGGCCGUUGGACGAGGCCAGUGGAUUUGCUUUGGGUGAGCGAUUAGUAUCUCUUCUAGAAGGUGGCACAUGCGAACGAUUUGUGCGGCUAGAACUCGCCGGCUGUGGUUUAAAUGAUGCCCACCUGUACCAAAUUUGCCAACACUUGGCCAAAUCCAAGCAACUGCAAUGGCUGGAUAUCAGUGAUAAUGUUAGGCUAAGUGGAACGGCCCUUGGAUAUAUCCUAGAUGAACUACCCCAACUGCGCUCCCUGCUGGCCACCAAUUGCAGAAGUCUUCUGGACGACACUCGACUCCAGAAAAUCGAACAACAAAAGCAGCUGCCACGCCGCUUCGACCUAACAAUCGAUGAGCAGGUGUUCUCCAUGCCCGGCGCCCUGGAGACCCUUCAGUCCAUUUGGCAGCUUCUGUUCGGCGACAAGGCCAAGAUGUUGGCCACAUCGAACAGGCGGAAAGGUGGCAGGCGAUACAAGGGGAUCAUCAAACUUUUGGCCGACGGAAACGAUGCGGAAUAGCGUUGUCUCAUCAUGUAUAAGCCAUUUUAAUUUUGUUUUAUUUUUAUUGUUUGACAAUGACAUACAUACAUAUAUAGCAAAUCUGA